Gigantopelta aegis is the source of this 2491-nucleotide messenger RNA. Its product is annotated as TBC1 domain family member 13-like. Lineage: Eukaryota; Metazoa; Mollusca; Gastropoda; Neomphalida; Peltospiridae. Bases 8 to 1177 code for a protein of 389 amino acids. Gene Ontology annotation, molecular function: GTPase activator activity. The transcript is spliced from 15 exons. Gene Ontology annotation, biological process: activation of GTPase activity; intracellular protein transport. The record is from RefSeq and is a predicted model, not a curated record.
ACACAGAAUGGCAGCCUACAAGGCAAGGUUGAAGGAAUUUGAGAAUGUUUUGAAUUGUGAAAUUAUUGACAUCAAGAAGUUGCGGAAGUUAUGUUUCAAUGGGUGUCCGUUUGAGUCUGGUUACCGGUCUAUUUGCUGGAAGAUACUUUUAAAUUUCCUUACUGUGAAGAAAUCGGAAUGGAAAGAGUCUUUAACAAAACAAAGGGCGCUGUACAGACAGUUUAUAGAGGAGAUGAUCCUAGACCCAGGCAAGAAGGCCAACUCAGGGGCACAGGAGGACCAUCCGUUGAACCCUAGCCCGGACAGUCAGUGGCAAGUUAUAUUCAAGGACAAUGAGAUGCUUAUGCAGAUUGACAAGGAUUGCAGGAGGUUGUGUCCAGAUCUGUUUUUCUUCCAACGAGCGACUGAGUUCCCUUGUGAGGAGCUUGUCAACGACACGACCAAUGUGGAAACUCUGCGGAAACGUGUCGAGCAGUGCGUUCUGCGCUCCGAAACGGUGGCCAGAAAUAGAGUCGGGAUGACAGGGAUGGUCAGUAGUAGGAGAAAGGCAAGCGAUGCGUACAUGGUGUUGGCAAAAGGCGAAGAGGCUCACUGGGAGGUCGUAGAGCGCAUUCUCUUCAUCUAUGCAAAACUCAAUCCCGGGCUCAAAUACGUACAGGGUAUGAAUGAAAUACUGGGUCCUAUCUACUACACGUUUGCUGUGGACCCGGAUUCCACAUGUCGAGAAUUUGCAGAAGCUGAUUCAUUUUUCUGCUUCACCAAUCUGAUGGCUGAGAUCCGUGAUAACUUUAUCAAGACUUUAGAUGAAUCACAGUUUGGAAUAGGUUACAUAAUGAACGAGUUGUACCGGGAACUACAAGAGCGGGACCCCGCUCUGUGGCACCUACUGAAGGAACAGGACCUCAAGCCCCAGUACUACGCCUUCCGCUGGCUCACCCUACUGCUGUCACAGGAAUUCCCUCUCCCAGAUGUUUUGCGGAUUUGGGACUCUCUGUUUUCUGAUGAACAUAGAUUUGAUUUUCUCAUCAAAAUAGCAGUCGCAAUGUUGGUGUUAAUUCGUGAUGAUUUGCUGCAGGGAGACUUUCCACACAACAUGAAACUUGUUCAGAACUUUCCAUAUGCGAGAAUAGAGGUCCAGAAAGUGAUAGCGAAGGCUGUAGAAAUGAUCCACAGGUAGCAGCGUGCCUGGGCAGAUGGGCACUACAUCUUAAUCUUCCAGUCUUUAUCCAGUAAAGAGGACGAUACAUUCACAGACCCACCGGUCAAUCUAGAGCUCAUUAUUAUAUAAAACAGAGCUACUGGUUGCAUUUCGCUAUUCUACAAAGCUUGGAUGUGUUCAUUAUAAACUGAAUCCGAUUAAGAUAAUGGCAGCCAGAUUGAUCUAGGGCCAUCUAUAUCAUAAUGUUCCAAUUUAAAGGAGUACCCUGACCAUGUUUUGAAUUUAAAACAGUAUCUACAUCAUAAUGACUUUAAAGGGGUACCCUGACCAUGUUGUUAAUUUAAAACUGUAUCUACUUGUAUCUACAUCAUGUUAAGAGUUUAAAAGGGUACCCUGACCAUGUUUUUUAAUUUAAAACAGUAUCUAUAUCAUAAGGGGUACCCUGACCAUGUUGUUAAUUUAAAACUGUAUCUACAUCAUGUUAGAGUUUAAAGGGGUAACCUGACCAUGUUUUCAAUUUAUAACAGUAUCUACCUGUAUCUACAUCAUAAUGAUAAGACUUUAGGGGUACCCUGACCAUGUUUCAAUUUUAGAACAUUACACCAACACAGCUUUUUAUGUUGAUAGUGCAGUGUCGCUGUGUGAUUGUGCAGUCAGAUGGCAGUAUUGUCAACAUGCUUCUAUAAGAAACCUUAUCACAGUGACGGUUAACUCAACACAGUUAACACAGAUCUUAUGUUAAUAAGUGUACAUGUUAUUUAUGUGCUUUGAAAUGUAACACCACUGUAUGUGUAAAUUCAAAAUGCACAAUGGCUUAUUAAACCAAUUAGUUCAACUAAAGCAGGAUGAAAAAGAUGUGACCGCUUUAUGUCUAUAUUGGAUUAACUGAUUACUCAAGUCUCAUUUGGCAGGGUAAGAAAACCAAAGCCGAAUCAGGGUAAUUAAAUAACUCUCCCAAAUGUGUUUGAAUAACAGACUGCUUUUAAAGGUGGAUCUACCUUUGCAGAACCCAUCUGACUGCAACUGAAUGUAUUUUAACCUGUAUUAUAUAAGAUAGUUAUUCAUAUAAAAAGAUACUUAUUCAUAAAACAAAUUGUGAUAUUUUUGUAGGUCUUUUGUGUGGCUUACUUUUUUUCCUGACUUCAGAUGGCCAGUAAUGUCGGGAUGGUGUAUGGCAGUAAAGGAGAAUGGUAGUAGAGACUAAGGGAUGAAUUUACGAAGCCUGUGUUUUCUUAAACGCAGGUGUUUAAGCAUUGUAAAGAAAAAAAUUGUUUUAAUGACGCCACUAGAGCACAUUGAUUUAUUAAUCAUCAGCUAUUGGAUGUCAAAUAU